AACCCAAUCGACCGCAGGUUCCAAUCUUUUGCCCGCGCCUGCGGGCUCUAGCUCCAUCGACCGAUCAUCGGUGGCAGCUGCCGCGGCGGCCCGGAAUGGCGCCGAUACGCGUGCUCACGGCGCUGGACCACGCCCGCACGCAGUACUACCAUUUCAAGGCCAUCAUCAUCGCCGGCAUGGGCCUCUUCACCGACUCCUACGACCUCUUCUGCAUCGUGCCCGUCAUGAAGAUCAUCGGCCGGGUCUACUACCCUUCGCCCGCCGGCCACGCAGGGAGGCCGGGCGUCACGCCGCCCGCCGUCGUGUCCGCCACCGUCGGCGUCGCCCUGCUGGGCGCCGUGGUCGGGAACCUCCUCUUCGGCGCGCUCGGCGACCGCGUCGGCCGGCGGCGCGUCUACGGCCCGUGCCUGCUGCUGCUGGUGUGCAGCUCCGUCGGGAGCGGCUUCUCCAUCUGCCGCACGCGCCGCUGCGUGCUUUCCAGCCUCUGCUUCUUCCGCUUCCUCCUCGGGGUCGGCGUCGGCGGAGACUACCCGCUGUCCGCGACCAUCAUGUCCGAGUUCGCCAACAAGCGCACAAGGGGGGCCUUCAUCGCCGCCGUCUUCUCCAUGCAAGGGUUUGGGAUACUGGCCAGCUCCGGCGUCACCAUGGUCGUCGCCGCCGUGUUCGACCGCUUCACGGGCCACCCGGCCCCGCUUGACACUCCGGAGGCAGCCGACCUCGCAUGGCGCGUCAUACUCAUGGCCGGCGCCGUCCCCGCCGGCCUCACAUUCUACUGGAGGAUGGCCAUGCCAGAAACAGCCAGGUUUACGGCGCUGGUACAGCGCGAUGUGCUCAAGGCGACCAACGACAUGGGCUGCGUCCUCACCGACCUCGACCUGAACGCGAUAUACCAGGGGGAGGACGCGGCGGCCAUGCCCCGUUCCCCGGCGCCGUUCGGGUUCGAGCCGGCGGCCCAGUACGGCCUCUUCUCGCGCGGGUUCCUACGGGAGCACGGACGGAACCUGCUCGGGUGCGCGGCGACGUGGUUCCUGCUCGACAUCCCCUAUUACAGCAGCACCCUGUUCCAGUCCCAGAUCUACCGGCCCUGGUUCCCGCCGGCGAGCCACCAGAACGUCUUCCAGGAGGCGUACAACGUCGCGAGGUUCCAGGCCAUCAUCGCCGUCGCCUCCACCAUCCCGGGGUACUUCGCCGCCGUCCUGCUCAUCGAUCGCACCGGCCGGCGUCGCCUGCAAAUGGGUGGGUUCUUCCUCAUGGCCGCGUUCCUCUUCGCGCUCGCGGGCCCGUACGACCACUACUGGCGCGGCAACGCCAAGAACGCCUGGUACAUUGUGCUCUACGCGCUCACCUUCUUCUCCGCCAACCUCGGGCCCAACACCACCACCUUCAUCCUGCCGGCCGAGCUCUUCCCGGCGCGGUUCCGGUCCACGUGCCAUGGGGUAUCCGCCGCCGCCGGGAAGGUCGGCGCGCUCGUUGGCUCGGUGGGGUUCCUUUGGGCGUCUCAGUCGCGGGACAAGGAUGAUGUGCAGGCCGGGUACGAGCCCGGGAUCGGCAUGAUGUACGCGCUCAUCAUUCUUGGAGCCAUCAGCCUGCUCGGGCUCGUCGUCACCUACCUGUUCACACCGGAGACGAUGAGGCGGUCGCUGGAGGAGAACGAGAGCGAGCGGGAUCAGAACCAGGAUGGCAACGGUGGGAUGUGCUUCCAGGAGCUAAAUCUGACGCCCAAGAGCCCGGGAUCCUUGGUGAGCUCGCACGUCAGCACGUCGCCUAUCCAUCCGCACCGAUUCUCGGUAUGAUGGAACUUUGAAAACUUGACACGGCGCACAAACAGGUUCCGUCUUUCGGUGACUCGCACGUGAAGAAUACAGAUGUAGAUAUUCCUACAAUAAAAUACAGAUGUAGAUUUCCCGCAUGCAUGGCUGUUUCCUUUAAUUGGUUGAGACAAAAUUACAUAGCUCAAAUUUUGUAAAGGUCUGGUCGUAUGUAACUAGCUAUGCUAUUAUGUGUGAGUGGCGGUUAGUUUGAUUGCAA
Messenger RNA from Hordeum vulgare subsp. vulgare (domesticated barley), 2028 nucleotides. Its product is annotated as probable inorganic phosphate transporter 1-10. Gene Ontology annotation, molecular function: transmembrane transporter activity. Gene Ontology annotation, cellular component: membrane. The transcript is spliced from 2 exons. The record is from RefSeq and is a predicted model, not a curated record. The coding region runs from base 96 to 1793 and encodes 565 amino acids. Gene Ontology annotation, biological process: transmembrane transport. Lineage: Eukaryota; Viridiplantae; Streptophyta; Magnoliopsida; Poales; Poaceae.